CAUUUGAUUUCUCGCCCCACACGGUCACACUGCCGCCGGUCACCGCAUUUUUCGGGUUUUUUAAAGAGGCAGUGUGCAGAUCAAAAGAUGAAUUACUACGUCUGUCUGCACCAGGAGGGUGUCAAUAGCAUACCCAAGUUGAUCGAGAAGGCCUUCGCGAACAACUACAAUGUGGUGGCCAUCUCAAUCAACGCCAAUAUGUUGCCCUUCGAACCAUACGAAUCGGAUCCCACAUAUCCGGCCACAAUUUUGAGCGGCGGUGACUGGAACUCCAAGGUGAUAUUUACCAUGUCCGAUGUGGAUGUGGACUCGCCGAAUGUCAAGCUGCGUCAACACGCGAAGGAUGUAUUCAUGCGGGACGUGGCCUGGGCGGAGCACCUGCAGAAUGUGGGCAGCGUUAUGGUACGACUGCGCGGUCCACAAAACGAGAAUCUGGCCUCCAUUGUGCGGGCCAAAACGAAGGAUCAAUUUCCUUUAGGCAACUGGUUCAUUCAAGUGCCAAUCACCAAUCCAGAACUGGCCACCUUCGAGCACCGAAAGGAUGUCUCCGCGGAGGAGUUGGCUGAGGCGGAAUCCAAUGACCCUUGGAACUGGUGGAAUAACCUGCGCAUGGCCACCAAGCACAGCACCAAAGUGAAAGUAGUGGUGGAGCUAAACGAUUCGGAUCGACCCAGCAAGGAAACAGUGCGUCGCUGGUUGGGCGAACCAAUCGAGGCAAUCAUCAUUCCAUCGUCCCUGUUCGUCAGAAACCGCUCCAACUACUGCGUGCUGAAGAAGGAGUGGCAGGUCAUCAUCGGUCACUUCAUCUCAGUGCGAGCCAACCUCAUAAUCUCCGCUAAUCCCAACGAUAAGGCUUUGUCCCAGUACUCGGAUUACCUUAAAAAGCUAAUUAAUGAGAACUGCGAUACGCACGUGCUAAACAGCUAUGAAAACAUGCUGGAAAUUCCACUGCAGCCCCUUUGCGAAAAUCUAGACACCUAUACCUAUGAGGUAUUCGAAACCGAUCCAGUCAAAUACAGGCUUUACCAGGAUGCCGUUCAGGCGGCCUUGUUGGAUCGAGUGAGCGAUGAGGAGGCUAAAACAAAAUUGACAAUUGUAAUGCUACUGGGGGGAGGACGGGGUCCUUUGGCGAGGGCUGUUUUCAAUGCAGCCGAGUUGUCGAAGCGCAAAGUCCGCCUAUACAUUAUAGAAAAGAAUCCCAAUGCCAUCCGCACCCUUUCCAAUAUGGUUAAAACGCUUUGGGCCAAUAAGGAUGUUCACAUUUUUUCGAAGGACAUGCGAGACUUUUCCCCUCCAGAGCUGGCGGACAUCAUGGUUUCAGAGUUACUUGGUUCCUUCGGCGAUAAUGAACUUUCGCCCGAGUGCCUAGAUGGAGCAUUGAAGCUGCUCAAACCGGAUGGAAUCAGCAUACCCUACAAAUCCACCUCGUACAUUAAUCCUCUGAUGUCAGCUGUGCUGCACCAGAAUGUCUGCCAAUUGUUACCUACCGUGCCUGCCUUCGACUACGGCUACGUGUCGCUGCUAAAGAAUAUUUACCAUAUUGAUGAGCCGCAGGCUCUGUUUGAUUUCGUACACCCUAAUCGGGCGGAGAAGAUUGACAAUACCCGCUGCAAGGUGGUUUCGUUUACCGUCAAAAAAGAUUGUGUGCUGCACGGAAUCGGCGGAUACUUUGAUACUCAUUUGUACAAAGACAUCUGCCUGAGCAUCAACCCGCUGACCCAUACGGCCGGCAUGUUCUCCUGGUUCCCCAUGUUCUUCCCAACGCGUCCAAGAACUCUGAGGGAGGGACAGACCAUAUCCAUCAAGUUUUUGCGAUGCGUGGAUGCAACCAAAGUGUGGUACGAGUGGCAGGUGGUGAAUUCUCCCGACGAUUGGGAGCACCAUAACACAUGUGGGACAGGUUAUAACAUGCGAUUGUAACAGCAGGCGAUGUAUUAACAAAUAGCCAAAUAAUCCUCAAUACUUUUUUUUACUGGAAAUAGAAUCAAACUAAAGAGACCUUAA
This is a messenger RNA of Drosophila erecta, 2004 nucleotides long. RefSeq names its product protein arginine N-methyltransferase 5 (gene csul). Gene Ontology annotation, cellular component: cytosol; nucleus. Gene Ontology annotation, biological process: regulation of DNA-templated transcription; peptidyl-arginine N-methylation. The transcript is spliced from 6 exons. The record is from RefSeq and is a predicted model, not a curated record. Lineage: Eukaryota; Metazoa; Arthropoda; Insecta; Diptera; Drosophilidae. Bases 88 to 1920 code for a protein of 610 amino acids.